Messenger RNA from Cyclopterus lumpus (lumpfish), 2307 nucleotides. RefSeq names its product EGF-like repeat and discoidin I-like domain-containing protein 3. The transcript is spliced from 10 exons. Gene Ontology annotation, molecular function: calcium ion binding. The record is from RefSeq and is a predicted model, not a curated record. NCBI's taxonomy places the organism in Eukaryota, Metazoa, Chordata, Actinopteri, Perciformes, Cyclopteridae. The coding region runs from base 146 to 1579 and encodes 477 amino acids.
UCCCUCAUUCAUCCCCUUCGUCCUUCCUUUAUAUCCCCGUCGGAAUUCCAAGAUUUCCGACAGCACUUUAAGGCAGCAUUAGUUAGAGGUCCAGCGCUGCGAACAAACAAAUCGUGCGGAACAAACAAAGUAAGGGUAAACAACCAUGAGUCGUCCCGGAAAUGUAUUGACAGCUACGUUUACGACAUUAACUCUCCUACUUUGCCUGUGUUCCGUCAGAGGUGACUACUGUGAGGUGAAUGUUUGCCAUAACGGAGGAACAUGCGUGACAGGCAUAGGAGAGGAUCCGUUCAUCUGCAUCUGUACGGACGGCUUCGGGGGAGACACCUGCAACCUGACGGAGAUCGGACCCUGCAGCCCAAACCCCUGCAAGAACGACGGGUCGUGCGAGGUCAUCACUCCAACCAGACGAGGAGACGUUUUCAACGAGUACGUCUGCAAGUGCCGGCCCGGCUUCGAGGGAGUACACUGCCAGAUCAAUGUGAACGACUGUGCCAACCAGACCUGUAAGAAUGGAGGGGUAUGUCGAGAUCUCGAAGGCGACUACACGUGCCAAUGCCCCUCGCCGUACGUUGGAAAGCAGUGCCAGCUGAGUUGCGUUUCUCUGCUGGGGAUGGAGGGAGGAUCGAUCGUGGAGUCCCAGAUUUCCGCCUCCUCUUUGCACCACGGCAUUCUGGGUCUUCAGCGCUGGGGCCCGGAGUUGGCUCGACUCAACAACCAGGGCAUCGUCAACGCCUGGACGUCGUCCGCCCACGACAGGAACCCCUGGAUCGAGAUUAACAUGCAGAAGAAGAUGCGUCUGACGGGCAUCAUCACUCAGGGUGCCAGUCGCAUGGGCACGUCGGAGUACGUCAAGGUCUUCAAGGUGGCGAGCAGCUUCGAUGGGAACGCUUACACCACUUACAGAGUGGAUGGCCAACGGAGGGACAAGGUUUUCAUUGGCAACACGGAUAACGACAGCACCAAGACCAACCUUUUUGACCCUCCUAUCGUGGGCCAGUACGUCCGCAUCAUCCCCGUGGUUUGCCGCAGGGCCUGCACGCUGCGCAUGGAGCUGGUGGGCUGUGAACUCAAUGUUUAUUCAAACGCGGCAGGUUGCUCCGAGCCUCUGGGAAUGAAGUCUCGCCUCGUCUCCGACGGGCAGCUUUCGGCCUCCAGCUCUUUCCGCACGUGGGGCAUCGAUACCUUCACGUGGCACCCUCAGUUCGCCCGACUGGAUAAGCAGGGAAAGACCAACGCCUGGUCUCCUGCACACAACAACCGCUCAGAGUGGAUCCAGGUCGAUCUAGAGAAGACAAAGCGCCUCACAGGCAUCAUCACUCAGGGGGCCAAGGACUUUGGGGUGCUGCAGUUUGUGACACUGUUCAAAGUUGCUUACAGUAUCGAUGGAGAGUCCUGGAGUCUGGUGAAGCAGGAGAACACCGGCAACGAUAAGCUUUUCCAAGGCAACAUUGACAACAACGCCCACAAGAAGAAUCUCUUCGAGCCUCCGUUCUACGCCCGGUACGUCCGCGUCGUCCCUUGGGAGUGGCACGAGCGCAUCACUCUGCGCAUGGAGCUGCUGGGUUGCGAUGAUUAGAGCCUCCUCCAUCCAACAGUGCUCCGUCCUCAUCCGGCCGCUCCAUCUCCUCAACCGCAGAGGAAUAAAGGUCCUGUAGGCUGCUGGGACUGUGACACUUGUAGCACUUUCUAACUUUAAUGUCCAUGUCGAUACCAUUUGUUUUCACACGUUGUUUGACGUACAGAGUCCUGUAUGAAGUAUCAAUGAGUUGAAUUUUAAUAGCGUUGGAUAAAAACUAACUUUGCUCUUGGUUCAUUUUAUUUACUCCUGAUCUCCUGAUAGUCGUGCUCUUCACCUCAAAGCUAAAUUGCCAGUUUUAACCAGUUAGCAACCCCAUCUUUUUGUUUUAACAGUGUUCGGAGGACAGAUGACAAAUGACGCAGGGCCUGUGCAAUAAUAUUUUUGUAUUUUGAACAAUCCUGAAAGAGAUAAUAAUGUUCAAGAGUGGAAAAUUAAAAUGUGUCAAAUUUGAACUGCAGCCCACAGAUCUGUCAAUCAAAUGUUGGACUUUUCAUGUAUUCUUUACACAUUUCAGCUGAUUUUCUUUCCACUUAGUUCUUACAAAUAGAUUCGUUGCAAUUUAAAUAAUUUUUACAACAAAUGUGAAAUGUGUAGAAAGAUGUGUAGAAAAUUAACAUUGUUUUACAUUCUUUUUUUAAUUAUAAUUAUUAUUAGUACUAUUAUUAUUAUUAUUCAUUGUUGGUCUUGAACUGAGAUCGUUUAUUAAAUAUUAAAAUUGUAAUCUU